Pelobates fuscus (common spadefoot toad) is the source of this 2499-nucleotide messenger RNA. Its product is annotated as oocyte zinc finger protein XlCOF22-like. The transcript has 4 exons. Gene Ontology annotation, molecular function: DNA-binding transcription repressor activity, RNA polymerase II-specific. Bases 131 to 2011 code for a protein of 626 amino acids. Gene Ontology annotation, biological process: negative regulation of transcription by RNA polymerase II. The record is from RefSeq and is a predicted model, not a curated record. NCBI's taxonomy places the organism in Eukaryota, Metazoa, Chordata, Amphibia, Anura, Pelobatidae.
UCUUUCUAUUUUUUACUUAUUUCCAUGGGAUUGAAAAAUGUGCCUUUCAACCUGCAGAAGUCAGUCCCAGGAUAAUUUCUUUCCAGAUAACCAGAGUCCAUUCUGAGACGGUCUACUUCUAUGAAUAAUAAUGUUCAAGAACAUGCAGCCAAUGACUGAGAGGAUUCUGAAUCUCACCCUGGAGAUCAUAUACCUCCUCACUGGAGAGAAGCCUGCAGUCACACAUAGCAGCAGUCAACAUGUGACAGAAGGAUCCUGUAGGACCCAGAUCUCCAUCACGGUGUCUCCACCUCACUCACUGAUACAUGAAAGAAACAAUGACCAGAAGAUCCUGGAACUGACCAAUCAGAUCAUCCAGCUGCUGACUGGAGAGGUUCCUAUUAGGUGUGAGGAUGUCACUGUCCAUCUCUCCAUGGAGGAGUGGGAGUAUUUAGAAGGACACAAGGAUCUCUACAGAGACGUGAUGAUGGAAAAUCACCAGCUCCUCAGCUCACUGGAUGGAUCCAGUGACAGAAAAGCUCUUAAACAAUACAAUCUGUCUGUAUCAGGACAAGAUUUUUUAAAGGAAAAUAAAAGUGACAAAAAAGUUAAUCCAGCAACAAACUUUAUAAGAUUUAAUGAACUGAGAAAACGAUUGAGAAGAACUGGAAGAGACAAGGAAUCUGCCUCACGUGAAAAGGAAGAUCACAGGAAUUCUGGCAUUUCUAUACCCUCCGAGAGCUCACAAACACAACAUUCGUCAACCGGUUUUAAAGACAAAAUGGCUUUAAGUGAAAAUGAAAGUUUCUCAGACACCAACAUUCAUACACCCACUGAAUGUACAGAGAGAGAGAGUACACUGAAUCUUAGUAAUGAGGCAUGCACACCAUGUGAAGAAGUACAACUUACUGACACUGAAAGUAAAACACUCCCAGAAUGUACACAGGCAGAAUAUCCACCCACUCACAUUAAGGAGGAAUCAGUCUCAUGUGACAAUGGAAAUUCCACAGACAUAGACAAUCAUACACCCACAGCACAUACACAGACAGAAUAUACAUAUGCCAACAUCAAGAAAAAAGAUGGAGAAUUCACAGACAAUGACUCCAAUGGGCUUAUAGAUUAUAAUAUUAUUCAUAUUAAGGAGGAAUCAGCCUCCUGUCAAGAAGGGAAUCUUACAGACAUUGACAUUUACUCAGCCAUAGAAUUUACACAGACAGAUCUUAUAUCCACUCAUGUCAGAAACCACAAUGAGGUGAGCAGUAAUACACUGGAGAAGUAUAAUAAUGUGUCAGUAGCUGGAAGCAGCAAUUGUGAUAGUAUCUAUAACGAAGCUCCUUCCUUCUCCCACCAAAACCCAUACAACAGUGAAAGGGCAAAUAUAAGUAAAUCAGAACUUGUUAAGCAUCAAACCAUUCAUAAAAGAAAGAGACUGACAUGUUCUAUCUGUCAGAAGAACUUCUCUGGCAGAUACCAUCUAAUUGUACAUCAGAGGGUCCAUACUGGAGAAAAACAGUUUUCUUGCGGAGAAUGUCAGAAAUGCUUUUCUGUUAAAUCAAGUCUGAUUUCACAUCAAAGAACCCACAGAGGAGAGAAACCAUAUUCUUGUUCUGAAUGUGGACAGCUUUUCACUGCUAAAUCAAGUCUUGUUACCCAUCAGAGGAGUCACACAGGAGAAAAGCCAUUCCCCUGCUCUCUGUGUGGGAAACGUUUUACCCGAAGCUCUCAUCUUGCAAGACAUAAGACUACUCACACAAGAGAAAAAAACUUCUUAUGUUCUGAAUGUGGGAACUGUUUUACUGCUAAAUCAUGUCUUAUGAGACAUCUGAGAAUUCACACCGGUGAGAAACCGUAUUCCUGUCCUGAGUGUGGGAAAUCUUUUACUCAAAAUUCACAUCUUGUUUCACAUCGGAGGACUCACAGAGGAGAAAACCCAUUCUUAUGUCCCAUACGUGGACGUUUUUUUAGAGGUAACUCAAAUCAUUAUGGUUACCCGCAGAUUCAUCUAGAAAACAAACCAUUUUCUUUUUGCUAAUCUCUGAAAAUAACUUUAUGUACACAACCAGCCCACAAAGUUACAUUAUGAGUGCAUGUGGCUUUCAGGAAAUGUAAAGCCUCAUCUCCAUCUGCUCACAACCAUGUGCAUAGAAUAGCUGAACACAAUUUGUCAUGACAGCACCACCAAUAUUCUCAAAAUCUUACAAGUUCUGGUUGAAAAUCUUACAAGUUCCUAUCUCCUGGCAUUUUUCUAUUUCCUUGCACUUUUAUCUAUUUAUCUAUUCUUCAACCACUUGCCUACUUGUCAAACUGGAGACCCCUCCCUCUUUUUCACUUCUCCGUUUCAGUCUCUGACCUCUUUGUUCUUAUUUUCCUUGGCAUUUUUAUCCAUUGUCACCUCUUACUCACCUUUAUCCAGCAUCACUCCUUUUGUGAAUAAGCUUUCUUUAAGCUAUUUACAAUUAUUGUGUUUUCACCCAUUCCCGGAUAACUAUACCAAACAUUUGAUUUAAAAAAAAAAACAAC